UCCUUGAGCACAGCGACAGACUGGAGCUAUCGUGGGGGAGGAGGUUCCAUGGUGACUGCUGCUGCUGAACUGCAUCCUCAUGUAGAUAUAGAUUCUUCUUACUUUGACGCCAUUUCUUGUUAGAUGGAUGAAAGUCAACACGAUGUGGCAUCAAUAGAGAAAAAUUGCUUGUAGCCGCCAAAACUGUGUGGAAGUCCUGAACGCAACGUAACAUGAAUCCUAUGAUGCGCUGGGCCUAUGCCAUACAUGACGCCAAGGACAACCAACUAGGAGAGAGGGUGCAGAGGAAACGAGAUGCUCACAAGGUCAAGCUGAGGGAAGAGAAGGAGAUGAGAAGAUUGGAUGCUAUAGAGAGAGAUAAUAAGAGAAGGACGGGACAGAAAUCACCAAGCCCAGAGAAAGAAGGAGCGGAAGAACCCAAGAUGGAAGAGACUGCAGCCUGUAAAUUUCAGAAGGAGUUGUGCUGGUGUAUACAACAGCUAGAGAUGGGCUUGGAUAAUAAGAAAGCCGGCUCACAGAAAGCUCCUGAGGCAGUGCGAUUACUGAAGAUCUUGAAGUCCUCCAAGGCACCGAUGGCCCGGAAGCGGCAGGUGAUGAGGGCAUCUUUUGGGAACUACCGAGCCAGGAUGCAGCAGGAGGAGAAGAAACACUCAGAAGAUAUGGUGAAAGGUAAGAGCUUUGCACCUGUAGAAUGCGAGAAAUUGAGCUCAGCGACGUUCUUCAGAAAAGCUUCAUCGUCAAUGUCACCUUCUUCAUAUGGUGGUCCAAGAUAUUGCAACAUCCAACCUGUCAUCCCUGAGAUGGGGAAUGAAGAAAGCGAGACGGAAACAAAUGAACAAGGAGCCCAUAAAGUAGAAAGUGAUGGGCCAGUUGAGGAAGAGGAGGAGGACAUAUUGAUGAAGAGCUUAGAACUUGAAACGAUGGAUAUGCAUCUAUGCAAAUCAGAGGAUGCGCAUGUUGCAAGGGAUGCAGGGGAUGACUCACAGAGUGCAGCUUUCCAGCAUGAUGAACAACCUCUCAUUGACAACAAAAUGGCACUGCACUCAUUGAAAAGAUUGAAGAAGGAGAGAGAGAUGGAGGAGGAGGAGAACGAGAAGGAGAAUAUACCGAGUAGGACUCCGACGGAUACCGAUGAUACAAACCAUAGUCAGGUAUCUUCCACUUUCUCCUCUUGCGCGUCUCUCUUCUCUUUCAACUUUGAGAUCAAGGAAGAGGACAUGGAUGUUCUGGGAGGAAGCCGUCCCUUCGCUGCCCAUCCUCCAAAGUCCGAUGGACUAGAGUCUCACCACAUGAUGAGAGGUUUGGACAACCGCGCCAGUGAUAGCACCAGCAGCAGCGGGGGCACCCCCACCAAGAGGGCCAGUCGCAAGCGCAACAGGGGUAAGCGGAAGCAACAGCAGCAGAAACAGAAUGAGGAUAUCCAACAGAGCGAUUCAAAGACAUCUCCUAAGGAGGCUCUCCUGACAGAGAGUCCUAAGAUAGAACUUGCGGCCAAGGAAGGGUUUAAAUUUGACUUCCCCGAACCAGUGGAGACUUGAUUGUAUUUCAGGAAGAGUGCCACAUGGCUGAUUUCUACGUAACUUGUAGAAAGUCUGUAACUGUAUUGAUGGUAUUGGCCAAGUAAGAAAUGAAAAUUGACUUUCUUGAGCAAGUUGAGUUGAGACUGUAAUGAAUUUCAGGAAGAACACUACAUACUUGUGCUUAUGUGAACUUAGGGAAAUUCUCUAAUGAUAGAGAUAAGAAAUAAUAUUGGAUUAUUAGACCACCUUGCCCUAGGUGCUCAGAGCACUCCUCAUGAGCUAGUUAGGUUACCAAUGGGGUCGCUUAACGCUUUCGAGGAAUUCCUUAUAACCAAGUACCUGUUUGUUCAAGAGUGGCAAAUCUGUCUUGUUUGGAAGUAGCUAAUGUGGAUAAAUACCUUGCCAUAUUACAUUCCUACCAUGCGGAGGCACUGAUGAAACUCAGAAGGUUGAACUUGUUUGCAUCUCUAGUCAAGUAAACAAACCAACUGCAUUAUGAAAUGCUGAUAGGAGUCAUGAAACAGAAAUCACUAAAUACAAAUUUAUGUCACCCACAAUUGCACGCCACCCUUUUUAAAGUAUUUGUAAUGUAGUUUUAAAGGAGGUGCUUAGGUUCGGACUAUUGAAAAGAGAGAAUGUAUUAUGAAUAUCAAAUGUUUGAUAGCUGUAUACUCAUGUAAAUCCAGAUAAAACAGAUACUUAUUAAAGAUACUUACAUGUAAUCCCAUUUCCUACCUCCGUGAGUGAGCAGCCCAUGAAGCUUUCAAUUUUAAACCAAUUUUUUUUUCUUCUCUCCCUUUAAAAAAAAUAUUAUACCACCACUUGUACCUAUUUUUCUUCAAUUGUUUUCAUAAGUUUCUUUAUGGUUAGUAAGUCAAUUUAUAGAUCACCCUCAUCCCAUAUUUCAUAUAUUAGCUAGUGUCAAGUACUAAGUAUUAGCUGGAUGAUCAACCACCAGGUCACAAAAAAAAUUGCUAAUGACUGGUCACUAGAAGUGCUGACCAGCAAAACAGAUGCCUGGUCGCUUGUCCAUUUUCAGCCAAUCACUUCAAUUUGGAUCUGCAUUUUCAUUUUGAUAUAAUUUUCAAAAAAUAAAUCAACAAAAAAUCAUGAAGAGCUCCUUUUCAUCUUUCUCUUGAGAAUAAUCUCUUUCAUAGUUUGCUUUAUUUCUCCCAAGGGGCAGAUUUGCUAACAGACGGAGAGACAUUCUAAGAGGAUUUUUAUGUUAAUGUCAAUUUAUCAUCCUGGCUCUUGGCGGUGUUGAAUUGCUAAUUGCACUAUUGACGCACAACAGGUUCCCUUAUCUGUUUUAUCUCAAGACAAUUCCAAACGAUAGAAUUAUAGUAUUGUUAUUUAGAUAUUUUGAAGAGAUAUAUGACAGUCUAUACUUGGCUGUAGAAGAUUCAAUUCUCAUUUGACAUGCCAUUGCUUGCAUGUAGAAACUAGAUGAAAUAAACUCUAACCUUUUUGUUAUCCAAAACUUAAAUUUGAUGGUUGUCAUGCAUGUCCAUAUUAAGGUCCUGUUUUCUCAUUUUUUGAACAAAAAUGAUAUUUCAUUAUACUCCCAUAGAAAAUGCUUUAGGCCCAAUUGAAAACUUAAUGAAAGAAUUGAAUUUGAAAGUUGAUUCUUGAAAUCUCUUUUUGGAAUUAUCUAGAGAUUUUUGUGGCGUAGAAGAAGUUAAUUCCCUCAUACAUUCCUAUAGGUUUUCCUAUGUUAAAAAUUUGUCUUCUACUAACGCAAGUCAAGAGUAAUCUUUAACUCAUAGUUUGUAUGAAUUUGAUUUCUUUCGUUAAUAUACAGAAAUACUUUUCUAAUCAGUUUGAUCAUACUACGUUUACCACCACCACGAUGAAACAUUAGGGACUCAUUUUUAAGCAGGGUUGACGAGGCACGCUGACAGUUGUUCGUUACCUUUUCGAUUUUACACAACUACAACGCUCGCUUAGUGAGCGCGAAACUCAAUCGAAUAGCUUAAGAUAUAACACCAAAUUCGGUGCCUGGCACUGUUCUAAAAAAUUAUGCUGCUUAGUGAGCGCGAAAUUCAAUCGAAAAGCUAAAGAUUCAACACACCAAAUUCGGUGCCUGGGACUGAUCUCGAAAAUUAUGCUGCAGCAGAUUGGCGAUGCACAAAUAAAAUGUGUUCAUUUUAUGAAUCAUUCUGUAACAAUUUUGAUUUGAGGGAAAUUACAGACACAAAAAUGUGUUAAUUUAAGAAAAUUCAUGCUUCCACCACUCUCCGGUUCUUUAAUUAGGUCAAUUGGGUCCAUUUUGUGACUUUAACGUGAUGUUUUGUGCCUACAAAAGAUUGCUUACGAACAUGUAUCGUCACAGCUUGCGAACGACGGCAAAACAAGGGCGAACUCGUUCGAGAAUUCUGCUACAAACGAUGAGCUCGUCAAUGCGCAUGCGCACUGCUUUAAAAGUGACCACAUACGUCGCAGUCCACUAGUGAACGUGCAAAUCGAAAAGUCCCUAUUAAGCCUUAUGAAUAUGAUGUACAUUUAUAUCCUGUCAUUUCAUGCGUUACUUUUUCCGCAUCCUUGGUUUUUCUCCUUGAAUAUGUUUUACCUGAUUGCCUCAUCACUUGCAACCUUGCUUCCUACCCUCCUAAACAAUCAUGAAUUUUUCAUUGAAAUCUAUCGUCGUGCUGGACUAGUUAUGAAAAUUCUAAUGCAUUAAAGAUGUCCUUCAGAGUCACCCAUCGAUGGCCUUAAUCAAUUCUAAAUUCCCAAGUCAUUCCUUUGAUUAGAAUUGCUCAAGUCCCUGGAGGUUGAUUUCAGAAUUUUGUCAGGAAGAAAAAGAGAGAUAAGUGAUAUCUGAUGUGCCACAAUGCAAUCUACCAUAUUAUAAACAGAAUAUAAGUAUAUACAUGUACAUGUGGCUUGCUUCUUUCCUGUGAUCAUAGACAGAGAACAUUUCAUUCUGACAUACUUUACUUUAUUGAUGUUUCAAUGCUGUUAUGUGGGCAUUAUAUACAUUAUGUAUUCCAAUCAGCAUCACAUACCUCUCUGACAUCAGUGAAUUAUUCCUGCUUUACUCAGUGUAUUAUUCAUCCAAUUGGAGCCGGAAGGGCAAUAACUCUCAGAUGUAACACCGAUUUAACACCCUUUUGUCUGUGAACAGACAAUCUGAUCCUUGGACAUGUGCAUGUAUCUGGGACAAUGAAUACAAGACAAGUUAUUUGAUACUGAUGCUAUUAAGUGGAUUAAAAGGGCACAACUCAUCCAUUUCCCCAUCCCCUUUAAACCCCAAUGGACAUACUGUAAGCCUCCCCCCCCCCCCUCCAUUCCAUCCAAGAAAAAGUGUCCCCUUUUUAAUUUGAAAUCCAAUGCAUUAGAUAGAGGUAAUCUAUUUGUCUUUCUUCUUUUUGUUUUAUUUUUUUUGCUUUGAUUUUUUAAAAGUAAAUUAGCACAUGAAAAUUAUGAUACCCUUUUUUGGAACUGUGCCCCCCUCCUCCAUCUUUGAUAAAUCCUAGAUCUGCCCCAUCUGAUGCAUCUAAUUUUCAAUGCUGCAUGAGAAACAGACAUGAUAUGCUGAUUCUGAGGGUUGGUUAUAUGUACCGUAAUUAUAGACAAGAUGGAAGAGAUAUAGGCGGGCUGA
This is a messenger RNA of Strongylocentrotus purpuratus (purple sea urchin), 5121 nucleotides long. RefSeq lists its product as uncharacterized. The transcript has 6 exons. Lineage: Eukaryota; Metazoa; Echinodermata; Echinoidea; Camarodonta; Strongylocentrotidae. The record is from RefSeq and is a predicted model, not a curated record. The coding region runs from base 213 to 1538 and encodes 441 amino acids.